AUGAGAGGAUUUGAUUGGUUUUCUGAUUCCACUCCUAAUUCAACCAUGAAUCAUCACACUAUGAGAUCUGUUGGGGAUGAUGACGUUGAUGAUGAUGAGUACGUCCCAUCAACAGAUUCUGAUGGGGAUGAUGAAGAGGAAGAAGAAGCAGAUGAGCGGGAGUCAGCUCGAGUGGAUUAUGGAACAUUUGCAGAGCAUAUUGCGUGGAUACGCCGCGAGGGUGGAAUUGGCGAGCUUAUGGCGAUGAUAAUGCAAACAAACCCACGAGGUCUGUCUGAAGAUUUAGGCCCAGAAGCAUCGCAGGAGUUGAGGAAUUGGUUAGUUCCGAUUAUUCCAGAAGAUUUUAUAGAGAAUCUUUUUGCUGGUAGACUUGCUGACAUACCAAAUCCCGACGAACUAACUGAAGGUUCGAUAUUCGAAAGCAAAGAACUUCUCAAGCUAGCUUUACGAGCCACUCAGCAGGGAUCUUUUUGGUUUAUUCGCAAGUUUGGGCCUGCGCAUACUUGCAUUGGGGACAUGGUAAACACUGGUGUGCGAAAGUUCCAUGCUCGAGUCAUCGCAGCACAUAUUGCGAAGAAAAUACGUGAGGAUGGUGAAAUCGUGAAGCCGAGGACUAUUAUGGCCGACCUACAGCGGGAAUAUGGUGUGAAUAUCAGUUACAGUGUGGCAAUUCGAGCAAGAAAUGGUUUCGUUGAGAUAAUAUAUGGGGGGCACAAAGAAUCGUAUUCAUUGCUCCCUGCCUACUUACACAUGUUAAGGACGUGCAAUCCAGGAUUGUUGACAGACUUGGAAAUUGAUGCUAGUGGUCGGUUCAAGCACCUUUUUGUGGCACUAGAUUCAUGUAGACUGGCAUAUACUAUGUGCCUAAGGCCAGUAAUUGUGGUAGAUGGCACACACUUGAAGGGACGUAACAAAGGUAUAUUGUUUGUUGCAGUGACGAAGGAUGGCAACGAACAAGUCUUUCCCUUGGCAUUCGGUGUUGGGCCUAUAGAGAAUGAUGAAUCAUGGAUGUGGUUUUUGUCUCGACUGAAGUCAGCUUAUGGUGAGAAUUCAGAAAUGUUGAUUGUUUCUGAUGCACAUUUUAGUAUAGUGAAUGCUGUGAAAGCUGUAUAUCCGGAGGUUGCACAUGGUUUGUGUUACUACCAUCUGUUGAACAAACUCACUCGAUUUGGCAAGGCAGCAGUUGCACUAUACCAGAAAGCAGCUUAUGCAUAUAGAGAAAGUGAGUUUGAUGCUGCGAUGGCAAGUUUAAAAGCUCUUAAGGAAGAAGGUGGAGCUUAUAGCAAAUUGAUGCAGGUUGGCCCGGAGAAAUGGUCAAGAUGUAAGUGUCUUGUUCCACGAUAUAGUUUCUUAACAUCAAAUAUUGUUGAAUCGUUCAAUUCUCGUUUAUUGUGGGCAAGAAGGUUGCCCAUAUGUUCCAUGGUUGAGGCAAUUCGUCAUAUCAUAGAAAAGUGGUUCAAUGAAAGACAUGAAGCCGCCAAGUCAUUUUCUGCUGAUGUGACACCGGAAGCUCUAAGCAAGCUAACUGUUGAAUUGGAAAGAUCAAGGAGAUAUGAGGUCGUUCCCAUGUCACGUACUGCUUUCAAGGUUAAGAGUUCUAACAAGACUUUUAAAGUGAACCUUGAAACGCAAUCAUGCACGUGUGUGGAGUGGGAUACGAACAGGCUACCAUGCUCGCAUGCAGUUGCAGCCAUAAGACAUACAGGUGAUGAUAUAUCUAAGCAUGUGGGGGAUUAUUAUCAGGCUGCAAAAUUGCGCGAGGCAUACUCGUAUCGAGUUAAUUCAGUGCCCUCACUAGCUUCAUGGACGAUUCCUGCAAACCUUCAAGGUAUUGCCAUUGAUCCGCCUAAAAUCGGUAAACAAGCUGGACGUCCAAAGAGCACGCGCCAUCGGGCACCAACUGAAAGAACUACAUCAAGACGAAGAAAUGAAUCAGAGAAUGCUGCUUCAGGUAGCAGUAGCCGUGGCCCUCUAACAUGUAGCUUGUGUGGAUCUGAAUCGCACACUAUUGACAUAUGUCCUUAUUUGAACUAUGUUUGA
Messenger RNA from Salvia miltiorrhiza (redroot sage), 2040 nucleotides. RefSeq lists its product as uncharacterized. Gene Ontology annotation, molecular function: zinc ion binding. The coding region runs from base 1 to 2040 and encodes 679 amino acids. The transcript is spliced from 3 exons. NCBI's taxonomy places the organism in Eukaryota, Viridiplantae, Streptophyta, Magnoliopsida, Lamiales, Lamiaceae. The record is from RefSeq and is a predicted model, not a curated record.